This is a messenger RNA of Rhizophagus irregularis DAOM 181602=DAOM 197198, 714 nucleotides long. NCBI's taxonomy places the organism in Eukaryota, Fungi, Glomeromycota, Glomeromycetes, Glomerales, Glomeraceae. The record is from RefSeq and is a predicted model, not a curated record.
CAUGCCCCCUAACAUGCAAGGUGGUAUGCCUGGAGGAAUGCCAGGUGGUGUACCCGGUAUGCCUAGAGGUAUGCCUGGAAUUCCCGGAGGAAUGCCCGGAGGUAUGGUCGGACGAGGCCAUUUUAUUCAAUGGAAGAACCAAGACAUGGUGGAUUUCAAGGUAGACCACCAACUGGACCAAUGUUAGGUCCAGGUGGAAACAGAUCAGAUUAUCAUGAGUGGGAACAUUCUCCACCUCCAGAUGCGCCAUUUGCACAUAGGAUUCGACCUUUCCGUCCGCCUACUGGACCUGCUACUCAUACUUCUUCAGUAAAUAGUCCAAGUUCAGAUAGGGGUGAUGAGGAAAGGGGUGGUGAUAGGAGUGCAUCAGGAAGUGUUGAAAGAUCACAUGGAUAUACACGGAGAGAAGAUGAAAGAUGGGAUGGAUCACGAAAAAGAACUACUGGAGAAACUCCACGUGACGACGAUGAAUUUAGAGCAAAGCGACGACAUUAAACAUUUUAUUAUAAAAGCUUUUUACGUAAUCUAUAAAAAAAAUUAAUUUUGUGCAGAUACUUAAAUUUAAAAAAGACACUCAAUUUUUGAUAUCAAAAAUUAUACUAAUUUUUAAUGUAUAUAUUAUCUAUUCAAAUAAGAUUGAAAUCAUUGCGGUAAUUAUUUGUACUGUAGAAAUUCUUUAUAACUUAUUGAAAUAAAAGAUUGAAUUCUGCUAUU